This is a messenger RNA of Culex pipiens pallens (northern house mosquito), 2278 nucleotides long. Its product is annotated as alpha-tocopherol transfer protein-like. Gene Ontology annotation, cellular component: membrane. The transcript has 4 exons. Lineage: Eukaryota; Metazoa; Arthropoda; Insecta; Diptera; Culicidae. Bases 1091 to 2038 code for a protein of 315 amino acids. Gene Ontology annotation, molecular function: phosphatidylinositol bisphosphate binding. The record is from RefSeq and is a predicted model, not a curated record.
CGAGGGGGGGGGGACAAAAAUUAAAAAAAAAACAAAAAAAAAAUUACAGGCCAGGGUUUCAACAUUUGUUUGUGUUUGUGGUGCUGAACAUUGUAAUUUAAUAAAAGUUCAAAAUAUGUUUAAGCCCAAACAAGCUAAAUAUGAUUAUCAAUGCAGAAAAAGGCAUUUUGGAUUGUUUUGAGUUUAUUAGACUUCUAUUCCAUUGAAAUUUCUUUUUGAAAAAAUAUUCAUUUUGCCUCCUGAUUUUUCGAACCAAUUUUUAAGGGGGCGACAUAAACUGUAAAAAAUAUUUGCAACGGCGCCUAAAUCAAAUGUUUUAAAAUUUCACAAAAACUUGCAAAAUGUUAAAACUAUAUUUUUGGGACAUUUUCUUCUUUCCGACUUUUUGGAGAAAACCGAUAAUUUCCGACUUAUUCCCAUUUUUAAAUAGAUUUGCUAACUUCAACAUUUCCACGACAUGGUUUGCCACCCGUUAACUGUAAAGUCAGUUUUAAAGAUUGUACCAGAACUUUUUUUUUCUUAUACAAAUGGUUUCAUUCGGUCAACACUAAUCCCUUCAACGUUCAUCUCUUUUUCGCCAAUCUUCACUCGAGACAAAUGACGCAAAUAACGAUGAUUUACGCACAUCACUUGGUUUAAUGGUUAACUGCUUAAUUCAACUCUAAUUUGCAGAACGUAUAAAUUAAGCAAUUUGAGUAGCAUUAAUAAAGUGUUGUUUAUUUUUAAUGCCUCUUUUCAAACUUUGUUUAAUAAUGAAUAAAAAUAAUGCUUAAACAUUAAUAUUGGAAAUUUAUUUUACAACAGUCAAAUUUGUAACAUUAAAAUUUGCAAUAAUGAAAUGAUUUUUUAAUCGUCCUCGCUAUCUACCACUGAAGCGGCCUUUGAAUUUUAGGCAACGCGUGUCGGCGUCUCGUGAGAAAGGAAAUAAAAUAAUAAACCGUUUUUGUUUUUGCGCGCGACAUCAACCACACUCAUUAGGUGAAUACAUGUAUUUUUCUUGUGCUGCGAGUGUCCGACCAGCUUGCCGCUGGUUGACCUUCGCGAAUUUUGACCAAAAUCAAGUCAAGUUUAACAGCAAAAGCAUGUCAUUAUGUGGGGUAGAUACCUUGGCAAAUUUGCGUACUCUCUACCACAACCCGUGACCAUGACCAUGGCACACGACCUAGGCUACGACCUGGAGGAAGCCCUAAAGCGGGAAGGACUGAACCGGAAUGACCUCGUCGCGCUGCGAUCCCCGCCCAUCGAGGGCGUUCCGCUGGACAUCACCGACCGGCUGCUGACCUGCUUUCUGAGCGCGUGCAACCAAAACAUCGACGAAACCCGCAAGGUCAUCAAGAUCUUCUACGACGCCCGGCGGGACGGCCCCGAGCUGUUCAACGAUCGGGACCCGUUCAGCCCAAAGAUUCGCCAGUGCUUCCAGAAUCAAGACUACUUCCCACUUCCGCCGACUCCCUCCGGUUAUUCCGUGGUGUACCACAGGUUGAGCAGUCCCAAGGCAUCCAACUACUGCUUUGACGAAGCCGUCAAGACGUACUUUAUGCUGCUGGAGUCGUGCCUCACCACCGACGGUCCUCGACCCGGGCUCAUCUGCCUGUUCGACAUGAGCAACGUGGGUCUGACCCAUCUGCUGCGCGUCAAGAUCAGCACAAUCCGCAAGUUCUUCCACUACCUGCAGGACGGUCUUCCGGCCAAACUGAAGGCCAUCCACGUGCUCAACGCGGUGUCCUUCUUCGACAAAGUUCUCUACAUCAUCAAGCCGUUCAUCCACGCGGAAAUUCUCAAGAUGCUGUUCCUGCACGGCUCGAACGACAGCCUGGAGUCGCUGUACGAGGACUGGAUCCCGCGCAGCUGUUUGCCCUCGGAUUACGGCGGUGAGCUCAUGUCGGUUGCGGACCUGCACCAGGAGCACAUUAGAAAGUUCGAAUCGAUGCGACCUUACUUCCUGGCCGAGGAACGUCAACGGAACGGCAAGGGUGACGACGACUCGGUACUGAUAGACGGGGCGAGCAAGAAAAUGAAAUCGUUGGACAUAGAUUAGCAUUUUGGAAUUGGUUUCGUUACGCGCUUAGUCGUUAGUCGGUGACCUGACGGGUGCGGGUCAGUUUGAGGUGGGAAACAAAAUAAUCAAAACCUUCUAAACUAAAACAAACGAUGUGAUAAAUAAAUUGGACAGUUCCCCGAAGAACUGAUUGUUGCAGAGCACAAAACAAACAAAUAAUGUACGAUGGGUGGUGAGGGGUAAUUUUUUAAUAAACUGUAACAUUAUUAUUAUUUUAAA